AAUCUGACGUCAUGGGGACUGUCGCAGCUCAGCCAAUCAUCGUUCACUUUGUGGUGCGGCGCUCCUGAAUGAUACAGACCAGAGGGGUCGGUGUUCAGCUAUGAACGGCAAUAACUUAUUUUUGUCUUCCCGUCAAGUGCUCCUUCAGCCAUGCCUGUGACAUCUCAGCUGCUCAGGCGUUUGUCCUGUACCAAGGUCCUCACCUCCAGUCUGUUACCAUGCCAAUACCACCAGUCCCAGUUAGGACCCAUCACUCAUGGAUCUGCCUCGAAACGGCCCUCUCAUUUAUGGCAAAACCACAGCCACUCGAGAAGUUACCAGACAGCCUCAGUGCUCCGCAGCUACAUCCUCACCCCCCCGCAGGUCAACUCCAUUCUGAAAGCCAACGAGUACAGCUUUAAGGUGCCAGAGUUUGAUGGGAAGAACGUGUCAUCAGUGAUGGGUUUUGAGAGCAAUCAGCUGCCAGCAAACGCUCCUAUAGAAGACCGUCGCAGCGCGGCCACGUGCCUGCAGACACGAGGAAUGCUGCUCGGUGUGUUUGAUGGCCAUGCAGGCUGUGCCUGUGCACAGGCGCUGAGUGAGAGGUUGUUUUACUACAUAGCAGUGUCUCUGCUCCCCCACGAUACACUGUGUGAGCUGGAGGCAGCGGUGGAGGCCGGCAGGGCGCUCAGUCCAAUCCUUCAGUGGCACAAACACCCCAACGACUACUUCAGCAGGGAGGCUCAAACGCUCUACUUCAACAGCCUACGGACAUACUGGCAGGAGUUAAUAGAUCUGACCAGCCCAGGUGAAGUUCCUGACACCCAUGAGGCCUUACUGAAUGCCUUUAAGAGGCUGGACAGUGACAUUUCCCUGGAGGCUCAGGUUGGAGACCCCAAUGCUUUCCUGCACUACUGGGUUCUGAGAGUGGCCUUUUCUGGAGCGACGGCCUGUGUGGCUCACAUCGAUGGGCAAGACCUGUAUAUAGCCAAUGCAGGAGAUGCUCGGGCGGUGUUGGGGGUCCAGGAAGAGGAUGGUUCAUUCACUGCUCACACGCUCUCAAACGACCACAGCGCCCAGAAUGAUGAGGAGAUGGCUCGGAUACGGGGUGAACACCCUCCAUCGGAGAGAAAGACGGUUAUCCGACAGGACCGGUUGCUUGGCCUCCUCAUGCCGUUACGUGCGUUUGGGGAUGUGAAGUUCAAGUGGAGUAUUGAACUGCAGAAGCGUGUGUUGGAGUCCGGACCUGAUCAGCUCCAUGAGAACGAGCACACCAAGUUUAUCCCUCCAAACUACCACACGCCGCCCUACCUGACCGCUGAGCCUGAGAUCACGUACCACAAACUGCGGCCACAGGACCGCUUCAUGGUGAUUGGUUCAGACGGCCUCUGGGAGACCCUCCACAGGCAGGAAGUGGUUCGCAUCGUGGGGGAGUAUUUGACAGGCAUGCACCAGCGUCAACCCCUCAAAGUCGGAGGCUACAGGGUCACUCUGGGACAGAUGCAGGGGCUGCUGGACGAGAGAAAGGCUCGUGUGUCUUCAGCUUUCGAGGAUCAGAACUCAGCAACCCACCUGAUGCGCCACGCUGUGGGAAACAACGAGUUUGGCACAGUCGAUCACGAGAGGCUGUCUAAAAUGCUGUCGCUGCCCGAGGAGCUGGCUCGCAUGUACCGCGAUGACAUCACCAUCAUAAUCCCUCAGUUCAACCCUCACGUGUUUGGUGCACAGAGACAGGAGGGGCAGUCCUAAGAUAAACAAAGCCAUUCACUAAUGUUACACUCAGGUGUACAAACACACACAUACACAUUUGUGUCUGUCUAUUAUUGAUGUUCACAUAAGCACACUCAGUGGACAAACGGGCAGCAGAGAGAAAAUAUCUGUCCAGCAGUCAAAAUGAAUUGUUUUAACUCUAUUUAUAGAACAUAUUUGUACAUCUGUGAGCAAAGGAAGAUUUGAACUGGUUCUUUAUGAAGUGAGAAGCUCCCCAUUUAAAACGGGAUGAAGGUCACUUUUAAAGCCUGUUUUGUAAGCUGCAGAUUUCCUCUGGUUACCAUGUCAUACUCGCCUCUCUUCGUGGCUGUUUAGAUGCUGUUACAAACUGACUUUGUGCCAAAACAUCCGACCCUAUCAUCUGCUGAAAGACUGAACAGGGAUGAAGUUAUAGAAAUUCCAAAGAGGGGGACUUAAUUUUUUUUUUUUUUUUUUUACAAGGAAAGAGCUCUUUGUGAACGCAGCACUGACUCAAUGCCUUUUUAUAUGGACUCUGGGCUGUCCUUAAAUAUAUACUGUAACUGUUUUCAUGUAUCCUUCCAGGCUUCUGCAUUUCUGAGGCUGAUGUAACAACACAAAUGGUUCUGUUGGUUUUUACUUGUACAUGCCGUGGUAUGAGAUAUUACUUGUUCAAAGACACAUUUAUUUUGUUCUGUAUUUACACUGCAACCUGUCAAUAUUUGGAUGAUGAUGUUUACUCCAGUAUUAGCUUCAAGUGCUAAUUUUAGCUGCUUUUGAUGUGCAUCAUUUCUUGUCAAAUUUAUACUGAAACCUCAACGUUAUAUGACACCAAUUCUGUGGGAGUCCAAGAUGAAUCUCAGGAUUCAAAGGAGGAUUGAUGUAAAAAUAGAUCAAAUACUUUGGUUACAGAAAGAUUCUAUCUAUUUUUGUUAAUGUUCGCUUCUUUGAAUAAAUACUUUCCCCUUCAGGUUUUCCUUACAUGAACAAUUUAAAAAAUAUAAAACAUAUUUCAUCCUUUAAAGAGUCAAAAGGCAAAGAAGUGUGCUAAAACGAGCUCAUGAUGUUUUCAUUUCAGAACGAAGCUGCUGGAGAAAAGAGCAAAUCCAAACUAUCCAAAUAUUUACAGACUGCACAGAUUAAUACGUCAAUAACUGUUUGAAGACUUACAUUGUGCCGAAUUGAAGGUGGACCGAUAUCUACCUGUUGUUCUUCUCUGACUGUAUCUCUUUAUUUAAGUCAGUAUGUGUGUUAUUUAUCAAACCUCUUAGCAAACACAGUGACUCAUUUCCAACACAGUCAUCACAUCUGGUUACAGCUGUGGUGGAGUCAAAUGAAAGUUUGUUGUUUUUACAGAACUUUGUGGGGUUGAAAGGGACACCUCUGGAAAGAUGAUCUUGCCUUAUGUUUUUCUUUUUUUUUGCUGACAGGUCAUUCACCAUGUUGGUUACAUAUUUAAUAUCUCAUAACAGUUACAUAGAGAGCAGAAGCAGACCAUGCUCUUGAUUCUCUCCAAUCCAACACUAAUGACAGGGCUUGUCUCUGUGUUGAAGUGUGUUCAAGCCCAAAUAUAUGAGCAGAAAGAAGCUGUUAAAUACAUAUUAAAGAUUAUUUAUUCAGCUUUAGCAUUAUGUUACAUUUCUUUAUCUUCAAAUGUAUAAAUUGUAACUUAUGUGGGUUAAGUUUUGAGUAUGGAAUGGUUUAUUAAAACACUGAAUGCACA
Labrus mixtus (cuckoo wrasse) is the source of this 3430-nucleotide messenger RNA. RefSeq names its product pyruvate dehydrogenase phosphatase catalytic subunit 1 (gene pdp1). Bases 151 to 1728 code for a protein of 525 amino acids. Gene Ontology annotation, molecular function: protein serine/threonine phosphatase activity; cation binding. The transcript is spliced from 9 exons. NCBI's taxonomy places the organism in Eukaryota, Metazoa, Chordata, Actinopteri, Labriformes, Labridae. The record is from RefSeq and is a predicted model, not a curated record. Gene Ontology annotation, biological process: protein dephosphorylation.